Perca fluviatilis (European perch) is the source of this 7339-nucleotide messenger RNA. It is a transcript of the gene nrxn3a, whose product is annotated as neurexin 3a. The record is from RefSeq and is a predicted model, not a curated record. NCBI's taxonomy places the organism in Eukaryota, Metazoa, Chordata, Actinopteri, Perciformes, Percidae.
UGCGCCUCUUCCCUGCAGCCGCUGCAAGUCGCACCGAGCUAACCGCGGCUUUUGUGAGUAUGAUGCACCGUGGUGGACGCACCUGUGAGGAACGCUAAAGCCAGCCCGGCCGGUACCGCCUUGUGUUCCCCGCCAGCAGCGUAAACACUUGACUGCUUUUUAGCACCAUCCUGGAUUUUAAAAGCUACGGCUGUGUGGAGUUUACAGCUGGAUAUUAGCAGAUGGAUACUCUUGGCGUUGUGUUUAACUAAGUGAUGGAACUAAGAGAGGCCAGUGGAUCCCUUGUCAGCUCCAAUUCCCAGCGGACAACAUGAAGGAGGAAAUUCCUCUCGCCCUGACAGUCAGAGAAGUCCAUUCCAUAAGACCUUACACUAUGAGUCUUGAUAGCAUCUGUUCUGAAGUGUAAAAAAACAUAUAUAGGAAUAACCUCCUCCUAUCGGUCCUCUCUUUAACCCUACGGAGGAAAACGACAAUUCCUCCAUACGACCACUGCCCUGCAACCAAUGGACAGUUUACUGAUGUAAACAUACUGACCCUAAGACUGUUAACCUCGACUGUUCUCCUGCUUCUGCCCUUUUCCCUUUAAAAACAUAUUUUUCUAAGAAAUAUUUAUCAGAAUAUAUCUCUGCACAUACUGUGGAUAAAACUGUGGAUCACUGAAAUUCAGUCCGACCCAUCCUAAGAUUUUAACAUCCCUUUUUUGGAUUACAUUUUUUUUAUUUGCAGCUAUGGGUCUUGUAGGUUUUUCUAUCAGACUGCAAGUAUUCCUCAGCACGUGUCUGGGACUGGACUUUUUAGGCACACCAGGUCAGUGGGCACGCUACCUCCGCUGGGACGCCAGCACCCGUGGUGACCUCAGCUUCCAGUUCAAGACGGAGGCUUCGGAGGCGCUGCUGCUGUACUUUGAUGAUGGAGGCUACUGUGACUUUCUGCAGCUAUCGGUGGUGGAGGGCCGAGUGCAGCUGGGUUUCAGCAUCGACUGUGCUGAGACCACAGUCGUGUCUGACAGACGGGUGGACGAUGGCAGCUGGCACUCUGCCACUCUGAGCAGGUACAACCUGCGCACAGUUUUGGUACUGGAUGGCCAGGCCAAAGCAGAUGAGGUGCGACCUCAGCGUCUGUUCAUGAAAAUAGUCAGCGAUCUGUUCCUGGGUGGAGUGCCUCAGGAUAUCCGCAACGGUGCACUCACACUGCCUACAGUGCGAAACAUGCAGCCCUUCAGGGGCACAAUUACAGACCUCAAAUAUGGCAUCUCGCAGCCCCUGUUCCUGGGAAGCUUUAUGGUGCCCCUGGAGUCAGAAGGGUGGUGCACAGUGAACCCAUGUGAGAAUGGCGGUACAUGCUCAGUGGUGGAUGGACAGCCAGUCUGUGACUGCUCCAAAACCGAAUACAAGGGCCGCUUCUGCAGUGAAGAGGUCAACAACAAUAUGCCAGGCCUUGCACAUAUGAUGGCAGAACAAGCUAAAAGCAAAGGUACAGCUUUUUCGAAAUCUUUACUUUUCCGCCUCUAUGAAAAGCGCCGCUUGCUCUCGAGGGAAGAGAAUGUGGCCACUUUCCGUGGCUCGGAGUACUUCUGCUACGAUCUUUCCCAGAACCCCAUCCAGAGCAGCAGCGACGAGAUUACGCUCUCCUUCAAGACGUGGCAGCGCAACGGCCUUAUCCUUCAUACCGGCAAGUCAGCUGACUACGUCAACCUGGCACUGAAGGACGGCGCUGUCUCCCUCGUUAUCAACCUGGGCUCCGGAGCCUUUGAGGCCAUUGUGGAGCCAGUCAAUGGGAAGUUUAACGACAACUCGUGGCAUGAUGUCAAAGUGACCCGCAACCUCCGGCAGGUGACAAUAUCCGUGGAUGGGAUUCUGACCACUACGGGUUACACCCAGGAAGACUACACCAUGUUGGGCUCUGAUGACUUCUUCUAUGUGGGUGGCAGUCCCAGCACCGCUGACCUGCCUGGAUCUCCAGUCAGCAACAACUUCAUGGGCUGUCUCAAGGAGGUGGUGUAUAAGAACAAUGACAUCCGUCUUGAGUUGUCCCGGUUGGCUCGCAUUGUGGACCCUAAGAUGAAAAUCCAGGGUGAAGUGGCCUACAAGUGUGAAAAUGUAGCCACUCUGGACCCCAUUUCUUUCGAGACUCCCGAGGCCUACAUCAGCCUCCCAAAGUGGAACACCAAGCGGAUGGGAUCCAUCUCUUUCGAUUUCCGCACAACUGAGCCCAACGGCCUAAUCCUCUUCACCCAUGGCAAACCUCAGGAGCGCAAAGACACUGCCCGCAGCCAGAAGAACACCAAGGUGGACUUCUUUGCAGUGGAGCUGCUGGAUGGCAGCUUGUACCUUCUGUUGGACAUGGGCUCAGGGACUAUCAAGGUGAAGGCCACGCAGACAAAGGUCAAUGAUGGUGCCUGGUUUCACGUGGACAUCCAGAGAGAUGGACGCUCAGGGACCAUCUCCGUAAACAGCAGAAGGACCCCGUUCACAGCCAGUGGUGAGAGCGAGAUUCUGGACUUAGAGGGCGACAUGUACUUAGGGGGACUUCCCAAUGACCGCACCAACCUCAUCCUGCCCACCGAGCUCUGGACGGCGAUGCUCAACUAUGGAUAUGUGGGCUGUAUCCGUGACCUUUUCAUUGACGGUCGAAGCAAAGACAUCCGUCAGAUUGCUGAGGCACAAAAUGGCGCUGGCAUCAAACCCUCUUGCAACAAGCAACCAGGCAAGCAGUGUGAGAGCUACCCGUGCAAGAACCGAGGUGUCUGCAAAGAAGGCUGGAAUCGAUUCAUCUGCGACUGCACUGGCACUGGCUUCUGGUCACGCACCUGUGAAAGAGAGGCGUCCAUCCUCUCCUAUGAUGGCAGCAUGUAUAUGAAGGUGGUGAUGCCAACCAUCAUGCACACUGAAGCUGAGGAUGUCUCCCUGCGUUUUCGCUCGCAGCGGGCCUAUGGCCUCCUCAUGGCCACCACCUCCCGAGACUCAGCCGACACACUCAGGCUGGAGUUGGAUGGGGGUCGCGUCAAACUCACGGUCAACCUAGACUGUAUCAGGAUAAUCUGUAACUCCAGCAAGGGACCGGAGACCCUGUAUGCCGGGCAAAAGCUUAAUGAUAAUGAAUGGCAUACAGUGCGAGUGGUGCGUCGCGGCAAAACCUACAAGCUAACUGUUGACGAUGAUGUAGCAGAAGGCCAAAUGGUGGGCGACCACACUCGCCUGGAGUUCCACAACAUCGAAACAGGCACCAUGACAGAGCGUCGAUUUGUUUCCAGCAUCCCGUCCAGCUUCAUUGGUCAUCUGCAGAGCCUUAGAUUUAACGGCAUGCUCUACAUCGACCUGUGCAAGAAUGGUGACAUUGAUUAUUGCGAGCUCAAUGCCCGCUUUGGGAUUCGUUCUAUUAUUGCCGACCCUGUCACCUUUAAAUCCAAGAGCAGCUAUCUGAGCCUGGCCACCCUACAGGCCUACACAUCCAUGCACCUCUUCUUCCAGUUCAAGACCACCUCCCCAGACGGCUUCAUAAUCUUCAACUCUGGAGAUGGCAAUGAUUUUAUCGCUGUAGAACUUGUUAAAGGAUACAUCCACUAUGUUUUCGACCUGGGAAAUGGGCCCAACCUCAUCAAGGGCAAAAGUGACAGGGCAUUGAAUGACAACCAGUGGCACAAUGUGGCCAUCACCCGGGACAACAGCAACACCCACACACUGAAGGUAGAUGCUACAGCCACCAGUCAGAGUAUCAACGGGGCCAAGAACCUGGACCUGAAAGGUGAUCUGUUCAUCGCAGGACUUGGUCCAGGGAUGUAUGGCAGCCUGCCUAAACUGGUGGCUUCCAGAGAGGGCUACCAGGGCUGUUUGGCAUCGGUAGACCUCAACGGUCGCCUGCCAGAUCUCCUCAAUGACGCUUUGUUUCGCAGCGGGCAGAUUGAGCGUGGAUGUGAAGGUCCCAGCACCACCUGUCAGGAGGACUCCUGUGCCAACAUGGGGAUUUGUAUCCAGCAGUGGGAGAACUACACCUGUGACUGCUCCAUGACCUCGUACACUGGUACACAGUGCAAUGACCCUGGGACAACGUACAUCUUUGGCAAAGGAGGAGGCCUUAUUACAUUCAAGUGGCCAGCCAAUGAGAGACCGAGCACCAGGACGGACAGGCUGACUGUCGGCUUCAGCACCUCCCUGAAAGAUGGCAUCCUGGUCAGGAUUGACAGUGCACCAGGUCUGGGGGACUAUCUUAUGCUGCACAUAGAACAAGGCAAAAUUGGAGUGACAUUUAACAUUGGCACAGUGGAUAUCAGUGUGCAGGAGAGCAGUACCCCAGUGAAUGAUGGGAAGUAUCAUGUUGUUCGCUUCACAAGGAAUGGUGGCAAUGCUACACUGCAGGUGGAUAACUGGGCGAUCAAUGAACACUUUCCAACAGGGAACAGUGACAUUGAACGCUAUCAAAUGGCCAAUAAGAAAAUUCCUUUCAAAUACGCCAGACCAGUAGAAGAGUGGCUACAAGAGAAAGGACGGCAGCUAACCAUUUUCAACACUCAAGCAACAGUCGGAAUUGGCGGUAGUGAUUAUGGCAGGCCCUUUCAGGGUCAACUGUCUGGCCUUUAUUACAAUGGCCUCAAAGUGUUGAACAUGGCUGCUGAGGGCAACCCCAACAUCAAGAUUAAUGGAAGUGUGAGGUUGGUAGGUGAUGUUCCCAGUGUGGCAGGCUCAGCCCGGACCACGGCCAUGUCUCCAGAAAUGUCCACUACCUUCAUUGAGACUACAACCAUGAUGUCUACCACUACCACACGGAAACACAGAUCCUCCUCAACUGUACAGCAUACGGCAGAUGAAAUUGUGUCAUCUGCAGAGUGUUCGAGUGAUGACGAAGACCUGGAGGAGUGUGAAACUAUCCAUGCAGGUGGGCUAGGAGCUGAGUUAGUCAUCCCAGUACUUCAGGAUCCAUUAGCGCACCUCGUAGCUACUUGUGCACCCUUCAUUCCCACUCCCUCAACCCACCACCCACUCCUGACCAUUAUUGAGACCACCAAAGAGUCCCUGUCCAAGGCCACUGAGGCGGGGGUACCUUGCUUGUCGGACCGAGGCAGCGAUGAUUGUGAUGAUGAUGGCUUGGUGAUAUCGGGGUCUGGCUCUGGGGAAGCGUUCAAGUCUAACCUGCCCCCUACUGGUGAUGAAGAUUUUUACACGACCUUCUCCUUGGUAACAGCUAAGACCUUAUCCACGUCAGGCUUUGAAGGUGGCUACGAGACUUUUAGACCUAACAAACCUUCAAUCUCCAGACGCAGUAGGACUACCACUACCGCCAUACUAACCGCCGACCAGAGCCCCACCACCGCCACCUCUGCCUCCACCGCAACCCUCCACAAUGCUCCGGCCAAACAGCCGGCUGGCAUAAUGAAUAACCGCGAGCUAAAACCCCAGCCCGACCUAGUGUUGCUUCCAUUGCCCACAACUUUUGAGGUAGACAGCAGCAAGCUGAGGGGCCCAUUAAUAACCUCCCCAAUGUUCCGUAAUAUACCCACAGCACUCCCCACAGAGCCGGGCGUCAGGCGAGUUCCAGGGCCCUCGGAAGUGGUCCGUGAAUCUAGCAGCACCACCGGGAUGGUCAUCGGAAUAGUGGCGGCCGCUGCCCUGUGCAUCCUCAUCCUUCUGUAUGCCAUGUAUAAGUACAGGAACAGGGAUGAAGGCUCCUACCAGGUGGACGAAAGCAGGAACUACAUAACCAACUCAGCUGUGCAAAGCAACGGCGCUGUCAUUAAGGACAAACAGCAGAGUUCGAAAGGCAGCAACAAGAAGCAGAAAAAUAAGGAUAAGGAGUAUUAUGUGUGACUGUGAGACUUUCGUGAACACGAGAGAGUGAAGAAAGAAAGCACUAAGAGAACAUUGACUUAUCAGUUUCCUUGCAAGGAGCUAUGACAAAUGAUGGUAUAACAUGGAACUUGAAUAAUCUUAUACUGUGCUGAGUAGUUGAACUGAUGAUAUGUACUGUAAUAUAAAGCACACUUACUAUUGUAAGCAUAACAACAAGGCUAAAUAGCAACUUUAGAGACCUUACUCUUCUAUCUGGUCAGAGACGUUAUCAGUAUAGAAAUAUUUCACAGCUACAUCAUUCUCCCAAGUGACUUUUAGAGCUAUGUGAUCCUUAGCAUUAAACAAAAACUUUUUUGUAAAAUUGUUAAUUACAAAAGGCUCAUAAUCUUAUACAUUUUCAGCAUGUAAGCAACAUGUAGUGCUUAACAAGAGGGUCAGGCACACCAUCAUUGUAGAAGUAAAAAAGGACUCUUGCUGUAUCAGAGUAUGACACAUUUUUAUGUUUUAUACAUAAUACAAGUGUGGUGUCUAACUUAUAUUUGCUUUAAGCAAAAGGGAAAAAAUGACAAAAAGAACAGUAAGAAAAGAAAACUAUUUCUGUGUAUAAAAUGAUUCCAAGUAAGGAACUUGCCAGGGGCAAGAUCUCCUAAAAUCUGUUUGCUCUGGCAUCCGAUUCACCACAACUAUUUUCAUUGUUUGACAGAAAGAGUGACCCACUUUGUGGGAAGAAGUGGCCACUCUCUAGGUAAAAAGCAACUGAUUGUAAAAUGCAUGCCAUCCUAAUUCUACAGUAAAGUUCAGUACAGUAAAAGUCAAGUAUACAGUGUUCAACUUGGACCAUGUUCUCUUAAUUAAUGCCAAACAGUUGUUCAUAUCAGAUCAGAACUCCUCUCAAAAAUGUUAACCAUGAAAAAAACAGUCUUUUAAAAAAAAAAAAAAAAAAAAAGGUCUGUUAUUGAUGCACAGCUAGUGGUGGUUUUAUCUUUUUGCAAAACUGUUUGUUGGUUCAUUGCCUGUUGUUCUCUUUUUCUAUGGAGGUGUCAGGAGGAAGACAAAUGCAGUACUACAACACUGUUAACAAAUGUGUAUAAAGAAAUAAAUCAAAUGUUGAAAGUGUGAAUUCUAUCUGCUGUCACAGUCAACUGUGUCAAGAAACAAGAAAUUUGUUUACAUAUUUUAUUACAUGCUAGCUGUUGUACUUUGUAGGUAGGAAAUUGUACAUAUACCAUGACAGUUGUAAUUUUUAGUACCUCUAUUGUACAGACUGAACAUAUGGUUUAUCAGCGUAUUUCAUGACAGAAUCUGUUAACUGUUAAUUUACAUGGAGAAAAACUUUAAUGGGAAUGUGGAGAAUUAUAUUAAUAUUUCAUAAAGAAUAAAAUGUAUUGUUAGCCUAGAGAUCUAACCAGAGAUGUUUCUAAAGUUGCAUGAAUAUUUAACUACUUGCAGUUGUCCAACAAAUACAAGGUGCCCUUCCUUCUGUAUCAUGGCUUUCUUGUUCUGGGUUACACUAGUGAUAUUUCUUUUUGAAAGAAUAAAGUCAAAGUUAUGACAAA